Messenger RNA from Megalops cyprinoides (Indo-Pacific tarpon), 1907 nucleotides. It is a transcript of the gene pkia, whose product is annotated as cAMP-dependent protein kinase inhibitor alpha. The transcript has 3 exons. NCBI's taxonomy places the organism in Eukaryota, Metazoa, Chordata, Actinopteri, Elopiformes, Megalopidae. Gene Ontology annotation, biological process: negative regulation of cAMP-dependent protein kinase activity. The record is from RefSeq and is a predicted model, not a curated record. Gene Ontology annotation, molecular function: cAMP-dependent protein kinase inhibitor activity. Bases 306 to 602 code for a protein of 98 amino acids. Gene Ontology annotation, cellular component: nucleus; cytoplasm.
CUCAUGACAUCAUUUAGUUAGGUAGCUUGGAGUGAAUGAUACCACAGUUCUAGCCAAGAAAAGGGACCGAGUUUCGAGAGAGAGAGUGUGUAUAUUAUUACUUGGCUUUUUAUGAAGUAAUAAUUAAGCUACUGACAAAAAGCACAGUGGCAUGUAGCUAGCUACUCAGCUAGCCAAAAUGAAGGACUCCGAAGUAGGUAGAAGUAUUUGUUUGGAUGAGACGUCAUGUUGCAUGAUGGUGAAGAACAGAAUCCUGUCGCACGAACGCGACAUACAAAAAAUCUGUUUUAUGCCGCGGGUUGUGCAUGUGUGUAUGGGAGAAUUUACAGCUUAAACAGGCACUGCUAUGUUUAAAUGAAUCAGCGAUGACUGAUGUUGAAUCAUCGUAUGAAGACUUCAUUGCAUCAGGAAGAACUGGGCGAAGGAAUGCACUGCACGAUAUCCGUGGAACGCCAGGCGAUACGGAGCACUCCGACUUAACCCAGAAGCUGUCUGAACUCGAUAUCAACAAGUCAAGUGAAGGUGAUGAUGCUGAAAAAAGCCAAGGCCCUUCCACAGACCCUCCUCCCAAGCCCCAGGAGGGAAAAGAGGAAGGAAGUUAAUGGAUAAGGCUGACCCCUUGUGGCCAAGGUGGCCACUGCUCACCACCUUCUAAGAACUGCUGGACACACGAGGCCCCAGUUUCGUAGUAUGGAGGACAGAAAACCAGCCAGUAAAAUAAGCUCCUGUGGGGCUAUACCCCUUUCUUCUUAUUGGCACAAGAAGGCGCUUGCAUUGCCUGUGUAGGCCUCCACGCCUGCUGCACUGGGCUGCACCUGCAUCUUUAGGAAUGGCUGAGGGACAUGACCUUGUUUUGCAGGAUCAGAUGUGCAGUGGAAGUGGUGUUUUGUAUCAUCAUAUAAUUGUUGAUACGGGAAACAUCAAUGUGGAGGUUGAGUUCUAAUCGCUGCUGUUGACCAGCAGGUCUCCAGAGUUUUAGGCUCUAAUGGAGUUUCUGCUGAGAGAGCAGGAUUUUAAGGAGUGCUGUUGCGGGAAGGAAAAGCCAACAGAGACUGCUUUUUAGAGACAGAAAUACGACGGUCCGCAGAGAAUACCCUAACACUGUCCUUAAGUUCAGCUUCUAAAGCUAUGUCUGUGGACGUAGAAGAGGUUGUGUUCCAUUUCCAGUUGUUCUUUGAUAUAUAUUAUUUGUGCAGCGUCAGUGCUGAGAGUGGGUAGAUCAACCAACUGCCAAGUGUUUCAGACUGAAAUACAUUUUUAGGAAAUUGCUUUCAGGAAACCAUCUUGUUGACACUGGCUGUAAAGUUUAACAGAAACCGCUUUAAGAUGAUGUUUGUGUACUGUGUUACUCUCUAAACUGCCAGUUUUUUUCAGACUUUCAGCAUUUGUAACAUAGAAAUUUUUGUUUGUAACAAAAAUCCUUCAGAAUUUUGUGUUCUUUUUGUGUCGCUGUGUAUGGUAAUUUGUAUUGCUGUCAGACAAUUCCACCUUAUUUUAGGCAGAAUACAUACCACAUCUAAUUGUAUAAAAGAAGUUAAAAAUUGGUCUUCUCAUUACAUUCUGUGCUCAUAUCAUACUGUCCACAAGAGUCUUUGUUAGCUUUAUAGAUGGGAAUUCCAGAACAUGCCUGAUGCUUACAUUGAAACUGUUAUAAUAUAUAUAAGUAGCCAAAAAGGAACCAUUAAUAUUGGCAUCUUGAAAUGUACCAUCUUUGUAUGAGAAUGGAGCACAUGAGUACAUAACCUUUCUUUUGUGUGUAUUGUGUGUGUGUGUGUGUGUGUGUGUGUGUGUGUCUGUGUGCGCAUACACAUGCAUGCAUGCAUGUAUACAUGUACAAAUCCAGUCAGAGUUAUAUGCAGCUUCCCAAUUUAUUAAUUUACAUUUUUGUAUAGUUUUAAAAUAAUAAA